CCAGCGUUGGUCACGUGAUUACUCGACGUCUUCUUGAACAUGCCGCGAUAUUUCAGCCCGUCGUGUUGACCGAACGGGUCACGGCAGCUUUGUUUUUAGCACUUUUUCCCCCUUUUUCAUUCCUCUCACGCGGCUCCACGGACGAUGGUUCUGCUGAAGAACCUCCAUCCUCCCACCGAGGGAGUGAGACACGAGCAGGCCGAGACCACGGCCGUGAUGGACGGCCAGUGGCUCGGCUGCGGCACGCUGUACGUGGCUGAAACGCGGCUGUCGUGGUUCGACGGCUCGGGGAUGGGUUUCUCUCUGGAGUAUCCCACCAUCGGCCUCCACGCCAUCUCCAGGGACGUCAGCGCCUUCCCACAGGAGCACCUGUACGUCAUGGUCAACGGGAAACUGGGCGGUGAAAACGAGGCUGAGAUGACGGAGAGAUCAGCUGAUGAUGAUAAAGAUGAUGAUGAUGAUGAUGAUGACGACAGCAGCGGAGGAGGAGGAGGUGAUGAUGAUGACGAAGGAACGAUCACAGAGAUUCGAUUUGUUCCGAGCGACAAGGCGUCACUGGAGUCGAUGUUCUCUGCGAUGUGCGAGUGUCAAGCGCUUCACCCCGACCCCGAGGACGAGGACGACUCCGACAACGACUUCGAAGGAGAGGAGUACGACGUGGAGGAGGCCGAAGCAGAACUCGGCCACGCCGACAUCCCGUCCUUCUACACCUGUGACGAGGGUCUGUCCGCCCUCACCCAGGAGGGCCAGGCCACGCUGGAGAGGCUGGAGGGCAUGUUGGCCCAGUCCGUGGCUCAGCAGUACCACAUGGCCGGGGUCCGGACCGAAGAGGCCAAGCCAGAGUUUGAAGACGGGAUGGAGGUGGAGGCGGCGGCGAUGGAGGCCGGUCAGUUCGAAGACGCAGACGUGGAUCAUUGAUCUCAGAGCUCGUGUUUACAUCCUGGGUUCGUAGGAGAGGACGUCGUCGCUUCUCCCUUCAGGCACUUUUCUGUUCUCACGUCAAACGUUUUCUACUUAAACUCGUCUCCUCGUUGUGUUGGAGCUCACACAUUAACCUCCCGCUGUCGUUUAGUUAAAGCUUGAAAUAACAUCCCGACCCCGUUAUUGACUGUAACAAUUAAACGCUGAGUUUCUGUUUUCUGUUUUGUACCUAAAAAAAAAUCUUUGUAUGAAACUGUCAAUAAAUUAAUAGUUUUUGUA
Mugil cephalus (flathead mullet) is the source of this 1200-nucleotide messenger RNA. RefSeq names its product chloride channel, nucleotide-sensitive, 1A (gene clns1a). The record is from RefSeq and is a predicted model, not a curated record. The transcript has 8 exons. Lineage: Eukaryota; Metazoa; Chordata; Actinopteri; Mugiliformes; Mugilidae. Gene Ontology annotation, biological process: mRNA cis splicing, via spliceosome; chloride transport; spliceosomal snRNP assembly. Gene Ontology annotation, cellular component: plasma membrane; spliceosomal complex; cytosol. Bases 145 to 918 code for a protein of 257 amino acids.